Messenger RNA from Gossypium raimondii (Peruvian cotton), 718 nucleotides. Its product is annotated as ethylene-response factor C3. Lineage: Eukaryota; Viridiplantae; Streptophyta; Magnoliopsida; Malvales; Malvaceae. The coding region runs from base 83 to 718 and encodes 211 amino acids. The record is from RefSeq and is a predicted model, not a curated record. Gene Ontology annotation, biological process: ethylene-activated signaling pathway; regulation of DNA-templated transcription. Gene Ontology annotation, molecular function: DNA-binding transcription factor activity; DNA binding. The transcript has a single exon.
UUCAAAAUGAAUAAUGAAACAAUCCCACAUAAUUGAACAAAAUCGUUUGUCAUAACACAUAUAACUUACCUGAUUUUCUGACAUGGAUUCUUCAUUCUUUCAUUACCCAAAUCUCCAUUUCUCACCUGAAUCAUCAUCUUCUUCUUAUGUUUCUCAAGCCCUUCCUUUCAACGAAAACGAUUCCCAAGAAAUGCUUCUUUUGGGAGUUUUAAAUCAAGCUCCAGCACCUGCAGAGAACUCCAUUGAUACCGCAUCUGUCAAUUGGACUUCUCGAGACGAACAUGAAGUGAACUCGAAAGAGGUUUCUUACAGAGGAGUUAGGAAGAGGCCGUGGGGAAAGUAUGCAGCUGAGAUAAGGGAUUCAACGAGGAAUGGUGAGAGGGUUUGGCUUGGAACCUUUGAUACUGCUGAGGCUGCUGCUUUAGCCUAUGAUCAAGCUGCAUUGGCAAUGCGAGGUUCAAUGGCGAUACUUAAUUUCCCAAUGGAUGAAGUUUAUAAGUCACUUCUAGAAAUGAACUAUGGGUUUGAAGAAGGUUGUUCACCUGUUUUGACGAUGAAGAAAAGGUACUCCAUGAAGGGCAAACGAUCAGGGAAGAAGAAGAUCAUUAAGAAAGAGAAGGAAAGUAUGGAGGUGGAAAAUAUCAUUGUGUUAGAGGAUUUGGGAGCUGAUUAUUUGGAGGAACUUUUGAGUAUAUCUGAGAGUGCAACUCGUUGGUGA